GUACGAUGAAUGAAAACCAAAUUGUUGUUAGGCAUGAAUCAGAAGGUGGCAAGACUCCCACAACGCGUGACGAAUCACAAGAUGUUAGUACGAUUACAAAGACCAUUAAAGGCCGUGGUCCGUCAAAAGGUGUUAAAGUCGCUAAGCCUAUGUUCCUUGAGUAUAAUGUAUAUAAUGUCCCCGAUGGACAAUGGUCUCAUGAAUACGGGAAGCAAGUUGGGAGUUGUGCUACUAGAAUUAAUAUUAACGUCCCAUUAUAUCCAAAGGUAGAUGAGCAAAUCAAGAAGGGGUUUUGGGAGGAGACUAAGCUUAUGUUCCACAUUACUGAUGAUUCUAAUCAUUCGAGGGAGAAAUAUUUUCAUUCUUGUGUGGCGAAACGAUUUAGUUGUUUCAAGAGCAAGUUGGUGCGCCGAUGGAUAACUAUGAAGGAAAAGAAGCCAAAAAAUCAAACAAACAAGAUGCCUUGGGAUGUCUACAACCAUAUCACAGAGGAUGAUUGGAAGACUUUUGUUAAACAUUAUUUCCUGCCAGAGUCAUUGCUUCGUAGUGAAAAGGCGAGGAAAAGUGCAUCAUGCAACAAGAACCCACAUCGCACCGGCCAAAAGGGUUAUAAUAGAAAGCGACUAGAUUGGAUAAAGGAUGGACGACUUCCACCAGAUGCAGCUUUACCUAUCUCGAGUAGCUCCUCGGUGAACUCAUCAGUGACCUCAAAUGUUAAUAGAGUUAGAAAAUACAGAUCAAAGGAGUGGAUUUUGGCCCAUCAAGUACAAAAUAAAGAGGGAAAGUGGGAAAUUGACCCGAACGAUACAGAAGUUGUUGAAAUCGCAACAAAAGCUUUAGAGUACAUCGCAGAAGAGGAAAAAGGAAAUCUUUCUUUCGAACAGGGUGAGGAUGCCCUCACUAAAGCUAUAGGGAAAAAAGAUCAUCGUGGGCGUGUCAAGGGAACAGGUGGCAUGGUUGGUAUCAAAAAGGCUUUCGGUCCGUGUAUUCGACAUAGUAGAAGUGACCAUGGUGAAGCUUCAUCAGAAAAUUACGAAUCAAUCAGAGCUUCUGUGAAAAAGGAGUUUGAAGGUGAAUUAGAGAAAAUGGUAGAGAAGAGGGUGGCAGAGGCCCUCCAAAAGCAACUAAGCACCUUGUUAAAAACAGGACAACUAAACUCCAUUUCUACCCCGAUACCUGAUGACCUCCACUUAAAUGAUUCUGCCAGAGUUGACCUUGAUGUUAGUGCUACAAGAACCACUCGUCACAUCUUAGUGCCGCAACCACGCGAGCUAAAGGAAAGGACUCCAUGUCGUCUUGCCCUUGAGGAGAAAGUUUCAGGCAACAACAUUGUCGUGGCGGAUGGUAUGGUACAACCCUCAGAUGGUGCAUUGCCCCAACAUUUUACAUCGAUGAAGCCUGGUCACUAUAAAGUCCAAGUUGAUUUUGUUUACGACGGACAUGUUGAUGAUAUUCUUCCGGUACCUACGAGAGAUGGUUUCACUAACUUAGGCGGUGCUCUGGGUAGUUUUGUGCAAUGGCCCAUACACUUAGUGAUUUUCGAAGACGGCGAGGUAUAUAUGUUUUAUUGUUUAGAAUGUAUAUGUUCACGCAAGCACAUUCGACAUCUUACCUACUCUUGUUUUUGUUGAA
Spinacia oleracea (spinach) is the source of this 1632-nucleotide messenger RNA. RefSeq lists its product as uncharacterized. The coding region runs from base 6 to 1631 and encodes 541 amino acids. The record is from RefSeq and is a predicted model, not a curated record. Lineage: Eukaryota; Viridiplantae; Streptophyta; Magnoliopsida; Caryophyllales; Amaranthaceae. The transcript has 5 exons.